AUGCAAAACUGUGCACCCGGUGAUGUACCGAUAGUAAAAGAGGAUAAGUUUAGCAAAGCCCAGUGUCCAAGAAAUGAACUUGAAAGAGAAUCUUUGAAGAACAUACGCUAUGCAAGUACUGUAGGGAGCUUGAUGUAUGCUCAAGUUUGCACUAGACCUGACAUAGCCUAUGCAGUAAGCGUCCUUAGUAGAUUUCAAUCGAAUCCAGGACAAGAGCAUUGGAAAGCAGCUAAGAAAGUUAUGAGAUAUUUGAAAAAGACUGAAGGUUAUAUGCUUACCUUUCAGCGUAUAGAUCAUCUUGAGGUGGUAGGCUACUCAGAUUCUGAUUUUGCAGGAUGUCAAGAUGAUCUGAAGUCAACUUCAGGUUAUAUUUUUAUGAUGGCUGGUGGUGCUAUUUCUUGGAAAAAUAUUAAGCAAACUCUAGUGGCUUCUUCUACCAUGCAGGUUGAAUUUGUGGCAUGUUAUGGAGCUACAGUCCAAACCAUUUGGUUUAGAAAUUUUAUUUCAGGACUGAAAGUUGUUGAUUCUAUCUUGAGACCAAUUACCAUCUAUUGUGAUAAUAGUGUAGCGGUGUCCUUUUUAAAGAAUAACAAGUGUUCUGGUAGCUCUAAGCAUAUAGACAUCAAGUACUUGGUGGUCAGAGAUAAAGUUAAAGAAGGGCAGACAAAAAUAGAGCAUAUAAAUACAAAAGCAAUGAUUGCAAACCCAUUGACUAAGAGACUCGCAACGAAAGUCUUUAAGACACAUAUUGCUAAUAUGGGCAUUGUGGAAACCUUUGAUGUUUUUGGUUAG
Molecule: messenger RNA, 792 nt
Organism: Phoenix dactylifera (date palm)
Lineage: Eukaryota; Viridiplantae; Streptophyta; Magnoliopsida; Arecales; Arecaceae
Source: RefSeq, a predicted model, not a curated record